Messenger RNA from Carica papaya (papaya), 622 nucleotides. The record is from RefSeq and is a predicted model, not a curated record. NCBI's taxonomy places the organism in Eukaryota, Viridiplantae, Streptophyta, Magnoliopsida, Brassicales, Caricaceae.
AUGGCAUCGUCUUCAAAUUCCCCAUGCGCGGCGUGCAAGUUUCUCCGGCGGAAAUGCCAACCGGAGUGCGUGUUCGCGCCAUAUUUCCCACCGGACCAACCGCAAAAAUUCGCCAACGUCCACAAGGUUUUCGGCGCCAGCAACGUCACCAAGCUACUCAACGAGCUACACCCUUCACAGCGCGAAGAUGCCGUCAAUUCACUCGCCUACGAGGCUGACAUGCGCCUCCGUGACCCGGUCUACGGCUGCGUUGGUGUUAUCUCUCUUCUCCAGCAUCAGCUCCGCCAACUCCAGAUGGACCUCAGCUGCGCCAAGUCCGAGCUCUCCAAGUACCAAAACCUCGGGAUCACUAGCCACGCUGGACUCAUUGCUGCAGCCGCAGCCGCUUCCCACAACCACCACCAGAACAUUGGCGGCGGUGCAGUCAGAGAUCACCAUUAUCAUCAUCAGUUCUUCCCGAGGGAUCACCACCACCAUCAGCAACAGAUGCUGAGAACGACCUUUGAGGCUGCCGGUGGAUAUGAUGGCGCCAGCCUUUUAGCUAUCGGACAACUCAGCCAGUUCCAGCCAUCCAGGGCUGCUGCAGGAGACGACCGCCGCACAAUUGAUCCAUCUUAGGGUU